GUUAACCAGGGACUGUCGGAGCGGGGAGCGGGCGGACGGCGACCAUCAGCAAAGACGCUCUGCCUUUUGCAGCGAACAAGAUCCGGUUCCAGUAACGCCGCGCUGGGGAACGUUUACAAGCUAGUCGAGGCUUGAGGAUAUUUGGGUGGAAGGGCUUGGACGUCAAGGACAAAAUGAAUGAGUCACAAGUGCUCCAACAAGCCUUUUGCCUCUUCCCCGCCCCCGCUCGGGUUUCUCUUUGGUAUCACUUCAGGGACUUGUGACUGUCGCCAGGUCAGUAAGGGCGAAGAAGGAAUGAAGUAACCCACGCCCCGGAAGCCUUCCUGGCAGCCACGUAGUACCCGGCAGUCACGUGCUCCUCUCUGGUCUCCAGUGCCCACGGCUCUCCCCUCCUCCCCACCUUCCUCUCCCCGCCCCCACAGGAUGCUCUGGAGAGACGGACGGAAGGAGAAGCUGCGUUCUCCCGGCCACUCGCCCUCCCAUAUCCGGCUUCUCGCCCGGUUCCCCGCCCCCCCUCCCCCCCCGCCGGAAGCCCGGAGCGGCCCGCUAGCCCCGCGCUCUUGCGGGCUCUCGGUGGCUGUGGCGGAGCCGCAGGAUGGGGGACAAGAUGGCGGAAGAGGAGUUCCUCAACACAACCCAUGAGGGUCCCAAUAUAACCCUACAUACCACCCUGGCCAUCACCACCAAGCUGGUGCUUCCAACUCCUGCCAAACCCAUCCUCCCAGUUCAGACUGGAGAGCAGGCUCAGCAAGAGGAGCAGUCCAGUGGCAUGACUAUAUUCUUUAGUCUGCUUGUUUUAGCAAUUUGCAUCAUAUUGGUGCAUUUAUUGAUCAGAUACAGACUACAUUUUCUGCCAGAGAGUGUUGCAGUUGUCUCUCUAGGUAUUCUCAUGGGAGCAGUUAUAAAAAUCAUAGAAUCUCAGAAGUUGGCAAAUUGGAAGGAAGAAGAAAUGUUUCGGCCAAAUAUGUUCUUUCUUCUCUUGCUUCCUCCUAUCAUAUUUGAAUCAGGAUAUUCAUUACAUAAGGGUAACUUCUUUCAGAAUAUUGGCUCCAUUACCCUGUUUGCUGUAUUUGGCACAGCAAUUUCAGCUUUUAUUGUAGGUGGAGGAAUAUAUUUUCUAGGUCAGGCUGAUGUCAUUUCUAAACUCAACAUGACAGACAGCUUUGCAUUUGGCUCAUUGAUAUCUGCUGUUGACCCAGUAGCUACUAUUGCUAUUUUCAAUGCACUUAAUGUGGAUCCAGUUCUUAACAUGUUAGUUUUCGGAGAAAGCAUUCUCAAUGAUGCAGUUUCUAUUGUUCUGACCAACACAGCCGAAGGCUUGACAAGAAAAAAUAUGUCCGAUGUCAGUGGGUGGCAGACUUUUCUACAAGCCCUUGGUUACUUCCUUAAGAUGUUCUUUGGCUCAGCUGCACUUGGCACUCUAACAGGGCUAAUUUCUGCACUAGUAUUGAAGCAUAUUGAUUUAAGGAAGACACCUUCCUUGGAGUUUGGGAUGAUGAUUAUCUUUGCAUAUCUUCCUUAUGGGCUUGCAGAAGGCAUCUCCCUCUCAGGUAUCAUGGCCAUCCUAUUCUCUGGUAUUGUGAUGUCACAUUAUACACACCAUAACCUUUCCCCAGUUACACAGAUCCUAAUGCAGCAAACCCUACGAACUGUUGCCUUCAUGUGUGAAACAUGUGUGUUCGCAUUUCUUGGCCUGUCCAUUUUUAGUUUUCCUCACAAGUUUGAAAUUUCUUUUGUCAUCUGGUGCAUAGUACUUGUGCUGUUUGGUAGAGCUGUGAACAUUUUUCCUCUGUCCUACCUCCUAAAUUUCUUCCGUGAUCAUAAAAUCACUCCCAAAAUGAUGUUUAUCAUGUGGUUUAGUGGUUUACGUGGAGCAAUUCCAUAUGCCCUGAGUCUUCAUUUGGACCUGGAACCCAUAGAGAAACGGCAGCUCAUUGGGACAACUACCAUAAUCAUUGUGCUCUUCACCAUUCUGCUGCUUGGAGGAGGGACAAUGCCCCUUAUUAGACUGAUUGACAUUGAAGAUUCAAAAGCCCGAAAAAGAAAUAAGAAGGAUAUCAAUCUCAGUAAAACAGAAAAAAUGGGUAACACCAUUGAGUCUGAACAUCUUUCAGAGCUCACAGAAGAAGAGUAUGAAGCUCACUACAUCAAGCGUCAGGAUCUCAAGGGCUUCAUGUGGUUUGAUGCAAAAUACCUAAAUCCUUUUCUCACUCGGAGGCUCACUCAAGAGGAUUUGCAUCAUGGACGAAUUCAGAUGAAAACUCUUACCAACAAAUGGUAUGAAGAAGUGCGCCAGGGACCAUCUGGCUCAGAGGAUGAUGAGCAGGAACUGCUCUAAUGCAGAAGAGGCUGUAGGACAAUUACAAAUGAGAUUACCAUCAUUGAGAUUUUUAGUCAUGUACAAGGUCUGAUGCUAAAAGCUGUAAGAAACCUUGAAGCUUAUGCCUCCCCGGAGGCAGCCCUGUAUGUAAGUAUGCUGCACAUACAGAUACUGUUAAGUAUGACCUCCUCUAGAUGAACUAGUUUUGUUCAUAAUUGCUGUGGUAUUUAAGAAUAGCUAAGUGGCUUUAAAAAAAUGAAUGAUGAAUUUUAAGCUAGAAUUUCCCAGACCUCUAAGCCAAGAUGGUUGCUUUGAAAUAUGUGUUUUACCCCUCUUAUUGUCCAUUUUAGAUGUCUGCCAUAAAUGUUGUGCAUCAAUACUUACUUGUUUGACAACUCUACAAGAGUGAAUAGCACAUUCUCUGUAGAAUUUUUCAUUAUUGCUUCUCUGCUGUGAACUUUCAUAGGUCAAGCUGUGAAUUGUGUGACUUUUGGUAAAGAAGAAUGUCAUUUCUGACCUUGAACAUUAGAAGUGACAGGAAUAGAUAAUAGUGUGUGGCUGUAACUUUUAAAUGGUCUCAGCCUUUCCUGGACAAGUGUUUUCAUUGUGCUUGCCGAGUUGGCAGGCAGAAUCCUGACAUGAGCAGACAUCUGCACAUGUAAGACCGGACGGCCUCCCCUUCAAAACAACAACAACCAAAACCACAUACUACAAAAUAUUAAGGUAUUCCAAUCCCCCAAAAGAUAGUUUUAUUUGAAAAGACAAAGCACCCAGUAUAUUAGUUUUGAUACCUCCUCUUUUUUUCAGCACUCCAAAGAAAUAAAAAUUGGCGAUGUCUUUUUUGUUUAACACGUUGACGCCAUGUACAGAAUCUUAGGGUAACAGGCAGCUAGUUUCCCCCAGGAAACUUUGAAUGUUUACAUUUGAACCCUUAGUCAGAUGCAAGUCCCAUUACUUCACAUGGGAUUAGGAGGUGUGCCUCUCCUACACUGCUCAUAUAGCUGAGUCAAGGUGAAAUUCUAGUUCUUGCCUCCGUAGAGUGCCAAACAGACAGAUUGAUAUCAUUGGCCAACAUCUGUGUUUUGUUGUAUGUAUGCUUUUAAAAAGCAAAAAGAAUCUUCCAGUCCUCAUAACCGACUUCUGACACAGGCAACGUGCCGGAGGGCAGCUCCCUGGUCAUUUUGCCUGGUGUGGCCUCUGGCCACUUCUGUUGCCUGUUUCUCCUCUUGCUCUUUCCUAGCUCACCAAAGCUCUUCCCAGCCUUACUGUCACAAGCCUCGGGCUGUCACAGCCCCACUGUCGUCGCUGUUCUCAUCAACCCUCUUUAACCAGUACCGCUGUCAUCACGGCCAUGACCAUUUUUAUUAUCGUCAUCAUCUGGUGAAUGAAAGUAACAUCCAGAAUCUGGUUCCCCUUGAAAAGAGCAUUUGAACAGUACAAAUCUCCAGGUCACUGCUCUGAUAGCCUUGAGAUUCCCAUUAAGAAGGAGGACCUGAAAGUCUUCUCUAGGCUGUUGGGACCACUCUGUGCCCUUUCCUUCCUGCCACCGUGUAGACAGUCAUGGCUUGAACAAACAUCUGUACAUACAGAUUCUGGGCGUUACCUCACCUCUUCUAGUCACUAUAGAUGUGUUAUAAUUCAUGCAAAAAGUAGUUCUCUAAAGUGACAAGCAUUUAAAAUAUCUUUGAAAAUCUGUGUUCUUCUGCUUAUGAUACUCUUCCUUACACCUGAGAAAUAAAAAGAUCAGUAAUCCAUUUAAAAAAUAUCUAUUAUAUGGUGAGAAGCUGUAUGACAGGGUAGGUAAAAAGCUGGUUUAGGAAGAUUUGGAGUCAAGCCCUUCCUUUGAUACAUAGUAAUUGUGUGAUCAUGGCUAAGUUAUAGAACUGCUAAGUAAGUGUCCACUUAAUGUCCCAGCCAGCUAACUCCCUAACAUUACAGAUUGCAGGUGUUGGAAGAAUUUCUACACUGGGGGCCCUUUUUUACUGAUGAAAUCUCAGGGCUGGACCUAUUUCCUCAAAAUAAUAUAAAAUAUUAAAUGAAGCUUCUGACACCACAGUAUUCUGAAUUUCAGGGGCAGUGACCAGCUAAUCUUUUCUAUUACCCUCUGCACUUUGGAGAAAUAAAUCAUAUCAGUGUGAAGUGAAAUUCACAAAGCUCCCCUUAUAGACUAGCCUGAAACUCACUUUACAAGCCUUACUCUGUCACUAAUAUCUUACUUAGUUGCCUUGAGCACAAUUUAAUUUAAUUUAGCUUUUUAGGAAAAAACCAUUUAUCACAAGUGGGAUGAUUGGUUCAUAUUAAUGUCCUUUACUCAGGGCAGUGUGCAAAAAGGAAUGGCAGGUACACUCAUCCUAUUGAUUGAUUAAGAACAAUUAGAUCUUUGUAUUGAUCACUUUAUUAGCAGGGAACAUUAAUGAGUAUCAGUUAGUACUGGAAAGAGUUAGACUUGGUACUUGACUGUCAAGUUUAAAGUCUAACCAGGAAAUGCUUUACAUAUCUUUUUUUUUUUUUUUGAUUACUGAAAAGUUAAAUUAUACUUUUAGAGGAGAUUUACUUUCCUAUACAAAAUUACUCCAAGUAUUCCAGCAUCAUGCUUUAACUUUUAUGAUAAUGGUAAAAUAGCUGAGGCAUGGGCAUGGGGGUGGAGGAAGGUAAGAAGGUUUACACCAGUAAGGAAGAUUGUCAUACUGAAGAUUGAAAUCCCAUUAUACUGGCAUUUUCCUAUUUUUUUUUAACAAUGAGAUGAAUCAAUAAUUAAUGACUUUAUACUGUCUUCACUACUACUGUAGAAUUUGAAUCCAUGAGAAAUGGGUCUAUUUGAUAUUCUCAGAUAUUCUCAAGGCUGAGGACCUUGAAUUAUAAGUUGUGAUAAUGAUUCUGGUUGACAUUUAUAUGAUAUAGAAGUUGGCAAACAGUUUUAUUUACAUUUUCUUACUUGAGUCUUACUUAUCCCUUAAAGGUAGCUACUUACUAGUGGUAGCUCUUGUUUAUCUCCAGGUGAAGAAACUAAAGCUCAAAGAGAUUAAUUAUAUCUAUGAUUUGCCCAUGAUUACAUUGGUCACAAGUUUCAGCAGUGGGAUUCAAACCCAGGCCUUCCAAAUCUAGUCAUGCAUCCCCUAUGACAAAUGCUUCUGUAUGGUCCAUAACAGAAAGAUCCUGACAAUCAGAGAACCUUCUCUAAAGCACUGCUCCAUCUCCAACCUUGAAAACAAUAUCAAUUGAGGUACAUUCAUCAAACCUUCUUACUCUGAUUUGUUAUUUAAAUUUGCUCCCAGAAUUUGUUGGGUCCUAAAUUUAGCUGACUUUGAAAGCUUACCAACAUUAUUGACCACGUACUACACUUUGAAAUUUAUGAGUAAUAGCAACAUUUAAAAACAAAGAUUUAAAUAAAUAAAAUAAAAUAAAAACAAAGAUUUAGUUGCUUCAGUGAUGAUGAUCUGCAUUACAUGCAUACCAGGAAAUAGCCAUGUCUCCAUUCUAAUCCUGCCUCAGUCACCAGAACUCUAUUCCGUAACUGAGCCAUUCUCUACCUUUCAGUUAUUGUUAAAUGGAAAUUAUAUAUACUGGAGCAAAUCCAUGUACAUAAAGCCCAAUGGAGAGGCUCCACAAGCCUUUAAUAAGAGGCAGCCUUUGUUAAAAGCUAAGGAGACAUCUGUAUAUAACACCAUUGGAGCUUUCCUGCCCUCUGCUGGAGGAAUACAGAUUUAGCUCCAACUAUGAAGAGUAUUUGCAUAGAGUUUAAGCAAUGAUUGUGCAAGUGAGUUAUUUGAAGAAAAUGAAUUUUCUUACAUAUAUAAAAGGAAAGAGUGACAAAUUUUUGGUGGAUUUUUAAAAAUAUGUAUUUCUUUAUAUAUAUGUAAAUAUUUAUAUAUAACCAAAAAUAUGCAGAAAGCAGUGCUCUUGAAGAGAUUAAUGCAUUGGAGAUUAUAAUUAUGAAUCUGAACACAACUUUCCUGACUUAUUUAUAUUUGGUGUACUAAAUAGAACUAUAAAACAGAAGAUUGAACUUUUUCUUAAGGGAAUGAGAGAAGUUUAAAAUUGCGAAGCCUUUUUUCAAAGGAUUUUCAGAACUAGAAGUAGCCUUCAAGAUGAUCUUUCUACCACUUCAUUUUACAGAAAUUAUGCACCGUAGAAUAGGAAUAACUUAAGCAAGUAAUAAUAGCCUCAUAAGCAGAAAAUGUCGCUUAUAAAUAAUGCUAAUGAAGUUUGAUACAAGAGAAAGAUCACCAUUGGCCAGCUGUCAAUAUAGGAAACUUGCCAACUGGAUUUUUUUUUUUUUUUUUUUAACCAAUGACUAAUGCCAUUGAAACUAGUUGUCUGUAUCUUCGAGUUGAGUGACAUCACUCAGAAAUGGGGGAGAAAUCACUCAGAAUUAAGGCACAGAUGUAACAAUUUGUAUGAAGCAUGAAGAGGAAGUGGAAGGAGAAACAUCCUCUUCCUUGAGUUUUGGAUGUGGUGGUGAAUGGAGGUUUAAGUGAGUGAGGCUCUCCCAGUUCUGGCCCAUCCCGUCUCCUAUUUGCUAUCUGUGGCUUCCGGAGAGAAGUGGAAAGGAAGUUAGCCAUUCUCCCCAGCUUGCAUCCAUCAGUUGCUGUUGGCCUUGUCCGGCGGCCACCUGCAAAGCUGCUUCAGUGCACUUCAUUUCACGGGAGUGCCAGCCAGGGCUGGACAUAGUCCGUCUUCCAUAUGCACAUGGAAAGUUGAUGACAGACCCAGCCAAAAAAAAAAAAAAAAAAAAAAAAAAAAAAG
This is a messenger RNA of Sarcophilus harrisii (Tasmanian devil), 7066 nucleotides long. RefSeq names its product solute carrier family 9 member A8 (gene SLC9A8). Gene Ontology annotation, molecular function: sodium:proton antiporter activity. Gene Ontology annotation, biological process: regulation of pH; proton transmembrane transport; sodium ion transport. The coding region runs from base 596 to 2338 and encodes 580 amino acids. Lineage: Eukaryota; Metazoa; Chordata; Mammalia; Dasyuromorphia; Dasyuridae. The transcript has 16 exons. Gene Ontology annotation, cellular component: Golgi apparatus; membrane. The record is from RefSeq and is a predicted model, not a curated record.